UUGAAAGCCGUGUCCGAAGGAGGGUAAUUAUGUGAUUAUUACUUUUAGUGCUUUUAGUGCUUAUGUGUUGGUAUUCGGUGGGUCUAGAUCGUCAAGAUAGCGCAAGAUAGGUCUAGAUUUUGCACAAAUAUGUCCAUAGCAGGAAAGCCGUUAUUUUCUUUUGUUAGAAUUAGCCAUCUUUUAAAGAGAUAUAGUUCUAGUGAAGGUAUAAAAUAUCAAGGUUUCACAUAUUACCCAAGGUUCCCGGAUGAGAAGGAUCCACCCUACGAACCUACGAAACUUCUCAUGGUACAGCGUGUGAAACCAGUGAAAGGGAAUCCAUACUGGGACAAGAAAUUGCUUAAACAUUUCGGUUUAGAUGGCAAGAAAAAUAGCAUUGCUAUUGUGAAAAACAUCCCGGAAGUUAAUGAAAAUCUGUGGAAGAUUAAACAUCUGGUGAAGAUAACGCCUAUUCAAUGCCCCAAUGGCAUGCCAGAAGAAGGUGAUUAUGAAGGGACAUAUUUGACAGAAUACGGAGAAUUUAAGGUGUCUCCUCGACUGAAGAUCGACCCAAAACAAAUUGAAGCAACAGAAACAUUUGUGAAAGAUGAAAGAAAGUUUGAUGGAGAAACUUUACGAAAACUUUUGACGCUUAAAUGGCUACAUGGUUGGUGAUAUGUAGCUUGGUGUUUGUAGAUGUAGACA
Cryptotermes secundus is the source of this 684-nucleotide messenger RNA. It is a transcript of the gene mRpL30, whose product is annotated as 39S ribosomal protein L30, mitochondrial. The coding region runs from base 130 to 654 and encodes 174 amino acids. Gene Ontology annotation, cellular component: large ribosomal subunit; mitochondrion. The transcript has 3 exons. Gene Ontology annotation, molecular function: structural constituent of ribosome. Gene Ontology annotation, biological process: translation. NCBI's taxonomy places the organism in Eukaryota, Metazoa, Arthropoda, Insecta, Blattodea, Kalotermitidae. The record is from RefSeq and is a predicted model, not a curated record.